Messenger RNA from Ilex paraguariensis (yerba mate), 435 nucleotides. NCBI's taxonomy places the organism in Eukaryota, Viridiplantae, Streptophyta, Magnoliopsida, Aquifoliales, Aquifoliaceae. The record is from the annotation of a GenBank genome assembly.
AUGGAGANGGCUGCUCCGGCAGGCGGUAAUGGCGGCGGCGGCGGCAAUGGAGGUAAAAAGAAGAAAAAGAAGGGGAAAAAGAGUAAUACAACCAACGGUGAGGGUGCAAACGGAGGCGAUGCACCGGCGGGCACCGGAUCUCCUAUGGUUACUGGGGAGCUUGACCCACGUACUGGGCCGAUGAAUCUCAGCCGUCCACUUCCGCAGGAAUACCCAUAUCCACCAUCCUUUUAUCCACCACCAGUAUAUGGGUUAAGCUACAAUGCUUCGUAUCCAAGUACUAGCUCUUCCUAUUAUAUGCCACCACGGUAUGCUUAUACUCAUGACCCACGACCCUAUAGGUACCCACCACCACCUCCACCGUCUGAUCCGAUUGGGACAUAUAACGAUGAUCAUGAAUAUGAUGAUGAUGAAGGUGGGUGCUUUAUCAUGUGA